Messenger RNA from Verticillium nonalfalfae, 480 nucleotides. RefSeq lists its product as uncharacterized. The coding region runs from base 1 to 480 and encodes 159 amino acids. NCBI's taxonomy places the organism in Eukaryota, Fungi, Ascomycota, Sordariomycetes, Glomerellales, Plectosphaerellaceae. The record is from RefSeq and is a predicted model, not a curated record. The transcript is spliced from 4 exons.
AUGGUGGUACGGGCCAUUUUGGCGGACGUUUUGACGGAUAUUUACGAUUCACUGAUCAUUGACUUUUGCACCAGUCUUGCCUGGACCGGGUUCGGUUUGGAGUCGUUGCGACGGACCCUUCUUGAGACAGAAGUCGACACAAGUCCUCUCUUUGAAUUCAGCUUUGGUCAAGUCAUGCCGCUGCUGCUUCUGCUGGUGUUUGCCCUUACAGCACUGGAGGUCGGGAGCAUCAUAGAGCCCAUUCAUAAAGAAGCCCCGAUGCCUGAUGCUCUGGCUGCAAGGGGAUUUGGUCUCAAGGGACAUACUAGAAAUACCUGCGAUCCAAAUGGGCAACAACAGGAGAAGAUCUCUGUCUUUGCCAGCCCGAAAGAUAGGGUUAGGGUCAAUACAGCGCUUGAAGACAGCGCCAUCAUCUUCCUCAUCGAGCGCUGGGCAAAGAUCCGCUCCAAUUUCCCAAGUUGCUACUCCCCUUCAACUUAA